Cavenderia fasciculata is the source of this 1938-nucleotide messenger RNA. It is a transcript of the gene folC, whose product is annotated as tetrahydrofolylpolyglutamate synthase. The coding region runs from base 1 to 1938 and encodes 645 amino acids. Gene Ontology annotation, cellular component: mitochondrion; cytoplasm; cytosol. NCBI's taxonomy places the organism in Eukaryota, Evosea, Eumycetozoa, Acytosteliales, Cavenderiaceae. The record is from RefSeq and is a predicted model, not a curated record. Gene Ontology annotation, molecular function: tetrahydrofolylpolyglutamate synthase activity; ATP binding. Gene Ontology annotation, biological process: tetrahydrofolylpolyglutamate biosynthetic process. The transcript has 3 exons.
AUGUUAAACAGAAGCAUUAGUAGGACUACAACUUUAUUCAAUAUUAAUAUUAAUAGUAAUUGUAUCAAACAACAUAUUCUUAAUAAUACAAACAAGACAGAAGAUUCUUGGAGGAGGAGUUUAUCAACAACAACAACAACAACAACAACAACAAGAUAUCAACAUCAACAACAACAACAAAAACAUAAUAUACUUUUGCAUCAUUAUAGUAAUAAUAUCAAUAAUUUAGUAGGAAGAAGAAUGUUGUCAAAUGAUAGUAAUAGCAUUCAACAACAAACAACUGUAAAUAACAAUAGUAGUAAUACAGAGUUUUUAAACAACAUUGAUAAUAAUCAACAACAUCAAUCAAGUGUUGACAAGAAUCAAAAAGAAGAAGAGUUGAAAAACAAAAAGGGUUCUGUUCAUGGUCGUACAUUUGAAGAUGCCAUCGAGAAACUCUUUUCAAUGCAGUCAAAUCAAAAGACUGUAGAGUCUUGGGCAACAUCAAGAUUAAAUGAAAAGAAUAAUAAGGAUAGUAAUAAUAAUCAAGGAGGUAUAGGGUUUGAUAUUAUGAGUGAGGUUAGAGAAUAUUGUAAAAUUUUAGAAAUUGAUUUGGAAAAACCAUCAGUAAUUCAUAUUGCAGGUACCAAAGGAAAAGGAUCAACUUGUGCAAUGGUUGAAUCAAUGAUUAGAAACCAAGGAUUUACAACUGGUCUCUUUACAUCUCCUCAUCUCAUUUCACCAAGAGAAAGAAUUAAAAUCAAUGGUGAAAUGGUUUCAAAAGAAGUAUUUACAGAGAAUUUUUGGUUUUGUUGGGAUCGUUUAUUAUCAAAAGAUUUUCAAUUUAUGGUAUUUUUUAGAUUUAUUACAAUGUUGGCAUUGAGAAUAUUCCAACAAUUAAAUGUUCAAUGUACUAUAUUGGAGGUUGGUAUUGGAGGUAGAAUCGAUUCUACCAAUGUUUUUCCAAAGCCAACAGUGACUGCUAUCACUGCAUUGGGAUACGACCACAUGAAUGUAUUGGGUAAUACGUUGGGAGAGAUUGCGAGUGAAAAGGCUGGAAUCAUCAAAAAGGGAUGUCCAAUAUUUACAGUUGAUCAAUUACCCGAAGCGAUGCAAGUCAUCGAGGACACUUCAAAACGAGUAGAUGCUCCUUUGAAUGUUGUCCCUGAUUUUGGGUCGUAUCAUUUAACCGGACCGAUCGGAUUAGAAGGUGAUUUCCAAAAACAAAACUCGGCACUUGCCAUCGCAGUUUGCAAUGCAUGGCUAGUUAACAGCAAACUAACAUCAAAGGAACAGUUGGACACCAUCUUUUCAGCCAGUCCUUCAUACAAGGAUUAUAAUGUGGAUGUAAAUAAUUACCAAGCAUCCUAUUUCACACCACUUCCACUUGGGAUUCAAAAGGGACUUGAAAAAGUCGAGUGGCCAGGACGUGCCCAAACACUAGUCUCCAAGGACAACCCGCUCGUUCAAUUCCAUCUAGAUGGUGCACACACCAAAGAAAGUGCUUUGGUUUGUUUGGAUUGGUGGAAAGAAAAGUGUCAUGACAGUGACAUGGCAACAACAGAAUACAUACUCAUUUAUAAUUGUACAGGAGGACGUAAUGCUGGUGUCUUUUUAGAACCAUUUACAGAGUCUAUUGAGAGGGGUGAGAUACCAGCCUUUUCACAACUCUUUGUUCCACACCUCGACAAGACCAAUACACACAUCUAUUCCAAAGGAACGACCGACGACAACAACAUAUCAAUCGAACAAACUAUCGCUGCCAAGUAUAUCGAAUUAUCACCAACUCGACCAAACAAAGUUUAUGAUUGCAUCGAUAUCCCAACAACAGUCCAAACCAUAUUGGAUUAUAGUCGAGACAAUAAUGGAAAGAAAAUCAAAGUUUUGGCAACUGGAUCUCUUUAUAUUGUUGGUGGCGUAUUACAAAGUGUUACUAAUCAAUCUGAUCAAUAUUUAUAA